AUUGUGUGUGGUACAAUAGGUGGAGUCUGGUACGAAACUGUCCUUUCACAUUUCCUGUAGAGGACAGUCAACAGUCACCGGUAGCUGCACCUAAACCUCCAGCUCCACAAAACAACCCAAAAAAAGGAAAUUUACCCAAGGAGUGAGUAUGUCGGCUAAUAAAGAUGGAGACGGUGGAUGGAAGAAAUUUGUGUGGAAUUCAGAGAAGAAGGAGUUUCUAGGACGAACCGGCUGCAGUUGGUUUAAAAUCUUCCUCUUCUACCUGAUUUUCUAUGGAUGCUUGGCUGGUAUUUUCAUUGGAACCAUCCAGGCCCUGCUGCUUACAAUAAGUAAUUACAAACCCACCUACCAGGACAGAGUCGCUCCCCCAGGUUUAUCACACACCCCACGCUCUGAGAAAUCUGAAAUCGCUUUCAAUGUCAACGACAAGGCGACGUAUGCCAAGUACAUCAAAAGCAUGGCAGACUUUCUUGCAAAUUACAGCACGGACGCCCAGACUGAUCAGAUGAAAUAUGAAGACUGUGGAGAUGUCCCUAGUACAUACAAGCUUCGUGGGGACCUGGAAAGCGAUGCAGGAGUUAGGAAAGCUUGCCGUUUCCCUCGGAGCUGGCUGAGAAGCUGCUCAGGAGAAGGUGAUGACACUUAUGGCUUCAAAGAUGGAAAGCCAUGCAUUAUUGUCAAGCUCAACAGGAUUGUCAAUUUCAAGCCAAGGGCUCCAACCAACCAGUCCCACCCACUGCUUGCCCCACAAAAAGUGCAACCCAACCUGAUCCCUAUUCACUGCACUAGUAAGAAAGAAGAGGAUGAACACAAAAUAGGAGAUAUCAAGUACUUUGGUUUUGGUGGUGGCUUCCCUCUGCAGUACUACCCGUACUACGGCAAGCUGUUGCAUCCCCAGUACCUCCAGCCUUUGGUGGCCAUUCAGUUUGCCAACCUCACCAUGAACGAGGAGGUCCGCAUUGAGUGCAAAGCAUUUGGAGAGAACAUUGCCUACAGUGAUAAAGAUCGUUACCAAGGACGCUUUGAUGUUAAGAUCACCAUCACCAACUCAUGACCUCAGCUAUGAUGAGCACUUUCCUCUACCCCAUUUGAAAACAAAUUAAUUUAGAGAAAAUAAACGUUAAAAAUAAACACGACUAGUCUUGGAACAUUCAUAAUAUACAGGACCUACACUUAAUCUGUGUGCUUUACAAUAGCUUUUCUGUGUUCGUUGAGGUUUAGAAUGUAAAAUACAAGAGUAGCAAUAGCCAAUAUUUAUUCUACUGUAAAUGAAAAUAUUCCUCGAGCCAUGGGACAUGUUCAUUUAUUACUGUAAAUUGCAAUUCCACUACUGAUGUGUAGCGAGCGGUGUUUCUGUCCCCAAAGUAUUUCUUCCUAAUGUGGUUUCUAUAUAUUUUUGGAGUGUCCAGUGCUGUAGUCUUGUCACGUUGUAAUCUCUGUUAUGUGAGUCAGCUUUAGUGGUCCAAGGUGUGUGUGUGUGUGUGUGUGCGUGCGUGUGUGUUUUUGUGUGUUUUUGUUUCUGCGUGUGUGUUAGUUUAUGUGAGUGUGUGGAUGUGUCUUAAUGUGCUCUUACUAACUGAAAUACUGGCAUGGUACUCUUAACCUUUAAGGCUCAUGUGUGAGUAAAUGAGUGCGCUCCAUGGAAACCUUUUUUUUUUUUCUUUACUAAGUUGUUUAAGUUGAUUGUGGAAGGAUACAUUUGUACACUUUUUCUUUAUUGUUCACCCUAGCUGUGGGACAUUUCUGUUUGACAUCUAUACUUCUGCUCAUUCUUAAUUCAAAGUGUAGAGCUUUGUGGGUCCAGCCUGGAUGACUGUCACCUCCAUGGAAACAGUGGCAACUCAGUGCUUUUAAAAUCUGUUUUGCUGGAGACAUCACAUGAUGUGGUGUAACUUUCUAUUGAAUGUUUUUGCCAUUUUCAUGGUGGAAGAAUUUUAUAUUUAUGCAGUUGUACAUUUUUUUUUUCACAGGAAAAAAGUGUAAUGUAUGAAUCCAAUACCAAAGUCGCUGGUCAAAAGUUAGAGUAUCACAAGCAAUGCAGUACCCCGUGUAAUAAGAUGUUUAGUUGAUGUGAAAGUGCUUAAUUCAAUGUUGAAGAUCAAAACACAUGUCAGGAGUCCAUCUGCUCUUGUCAUUUAUUUAAUCUGGAUAAGGCGGAAACAAUAAACAGAAAAUUCAA
Molecule: messenger RNA, 2179 nt
Organism: Myripristis murdjan (pinecone soldierfish)
Lineage: Eukaryota; Metazoa; Chordata; Actinopteri; Holocentriformes; Holocentridae
Gene: atp1b1a
Product: ATPase Na+/K+ transporting subunit beta 1a
Exons: 6
Coding region: 149-1054 (301 amino acids)
Biological process (GO): sodium ion export across plasma membrane; intracellular potassium ion homeostasis; potassium ion import across plasma membrane
Cellular component (GO): sodium:potassium-exchanging ATPase complex
Molecular function (GO): ATPase activator activity
Source: RefSeq, a predicted model, not a curated record